UCUCAGUUAAUCUCAUUUUGUGCUUAAAAAUAAUAACUCUUCAAAUAUAUACAUUGACUGGUGAUUAUUUUUCAUGUUUUAUAAUUGAUCAGUCCUAGCAGGAUUCACAUCAAGAAAUACAUAGAACCAGAUCAACUGAGAUCAAACAUGAAAUGCAUGGUUCUGGCAGCCAGUUUAAGAACAACCGACUUGGCUAACAAAGCUGCUGGAGAUCUUGGUUUAUUCGUCAGUCUUCCCUGCGAUGGUCAGGAGUUCAAUCGAGAGAAGUUGAUGGCUGGUGAGACUGGCCAUUGCUCAAGGAGGUGAGCCAUAGUUACAUAUAUAUCUCGCUGAAGUGAAUGCACUGCAAUCAUCUGAUUGAUGCUUCAUGAAGAGGUGGACAGACGGACUACUCCUAAGGCAGUCAAUGUCCGCCUGGCGAUAUGGAGGUUAUAUGGUCAUUCCAUUUCUCCAUCCUAUAAUAUAUUAUACAUGGCGAUGGCUGCGAUCUGUAUAGGGCAAUCCCUCUUCUCUGCGCCAGAUGUUCAUGCCAUGCCAUGCCAUGUAUGAAGCAGGAGUGAAUCGAGGCUGCUUCGACCUCCCACGGCUCUUUCCCUCCUGUCCGAGUCCAGGGAAUCCUAUAUAUUCCUCUCCUUGUCCUCUUUGUCCCUCCUUUUCUUCAUCUCCUUCUUCUUCUCCUUGUCCUCCUCUUCUACAUCCUCUCCGCCCUCUCUAUCUUAUAUAUCCCAGUCUCUACUGUCUUUGUUUCAGAUUAUAUCCAGUGAAUAACUUCUUUUUUACACCCGCUAUUCACGUAUCAAGCACAUAACUACCUAUCUAUCUCUUCUAAACUCUUAGCACCCGUUUAAGUCCUCGUGUCCUCUAGCAGGCAGCAGCAACAAUCAUGACCCUUAUCUCAAUCAACGGCAAUCAGCUUGACCCGCUCGCGCAGUCCCGGCAGCUGAGGGGCCUUGGCUUGCAGGCAGAAAAUGCUUCCAAAUCAGACUACAUCCUCAUCCAGGCAGGGCCUGACCGUCUGUCAGAGAAUCAGCGCCGCGUGCUUAAGGACUUAGGUGUAGAUAUCAAAGAAUACGUCUCUAAGGAUACAUACCUUUGCAGCUACAAGGGUGUGGACCUAACGGAGAUCCGUUCGCUAGACUUCGUCUUUUGGGCCAAUCCCUACUUGGAACAGUUUGUUGUACAGUCGUGUCUCAAGUCAAACCCACCGCGUUCCCAACCUAUCUCAGCUUUCACCGCUACCCCCAAGACCAGUCGCCUCCAAUUGGUCGAUAUCAUCAUGCACCACGAUGUCGAUGCGACGGACGAUGCUGUCAAAGCGGCAGUUGCAAGGGCUGCUCGUGCUGAUUUGAAGUCUCUUAAAGCUUCUGCAAGGAGCAUCCGUAUUCACCUGCAGCAACAGUAUCUCGAUGAUGUAGCCGCCAUCGACGCCGUCUACCUCAUUCAGCAGGUCCAUCCCUUCGUUCUUUGGAACAACAAAGCCUGGGAGAUCCUAGACUGUGACACCACUAACAUGUCUGCCCAUGUAAGCGAAUAUCUGGGUGAGGGCCAGGUCGUCGCGGCCGCUGACACCGGAUUCGAUAUUGGCAAAACGGAUGAUACUCAUCCUGCUUUCACUGGCAGGGUCAAGCACCUUUACGCUCUGGGGAGACCAAAUGCAACUGACGACCCAGACGGACAUGGCACCCAUGUUGCCGGCUCCAUUCUUGGGGAUGGCGACUCCCCUUCUAUGGGUGGGAAGAUUACGGCCGCUGCACCCAAAGCCCAGCUUGUACUACAAUCGGUCCUCGAUAGUUCUAAUGGCUUGGGUGGCAUCCCGUCAGAUUUGAGUGAGCUUUUUAUCGUUCCGUACGAAGAACACGGCGCACGCAUACACACCAACUCUUGGGGGUCGUCCUCUCUAUUUGGCCAGAUUCCCUACGAUGUGUCAGCUUCGCAGGUGGACAAGUUCAUCUGGGAGCAUCCUGAUAUGCUCAUCCUUUUUGCUGCUGGUAACGAGGGUUUAGACCGCAACUUCGACGGCGUCAUCGACCUCAGCCAGAUUGGGUCACAGGCAGCGGCGAAGAACAUCCUCACUGUUGGUGCGAGCGAAAAUAAUCGUCCUGAUAUCGGCGUCCAAUACGGCUUUCGUUGGCCAUCAAGCCCUUUCCGUACUGACCUAAUGGCCGACAAUCCUGCUGGAAUGGCGGCAUUUAGCAGCCGUGGGCCUACCGUAGAGGGGCGUUGCAAGCCUGAUGUUGUCGCCCCUGGAACUGCCGUCUUGUCUUCUCUCUCUCGAAAUGCCCAGGCCGACUCUCAAUAUGGAGAAAGCCUUGAUCCCCAGUGGUGGUUCCUUGCGGGCACAAGUAUGGCAACUCCCCUGGUUGCUGGAUGUGCUGCAGUUGUGCGCGAAUCUCUUGUCAAGAACGGCACACCUAACCCUAGCGCCGCGCUUGUGAAAGCUCUUCUUAUCAAUGGUGCAGUUGAGCUUGUCGGGCAGUAUGACCCCAGCGAAGCAGGCCCGUCCCCGAACAAUAACUCCGGGUUUGGCUUGGUUAAUCUCAGAAACUCCAUUAUUUUACCCAAUCAGGAGGACGGAGGCUUCUACGAAGGAGGUCCCUUGGAGCAGGGUCAGGGCCUGGACAAACCUAUCACCGUCAACAUUCCUCCAGGUACAUCGGCAGAAGGUUCGGUGCUGAAGGUAACACUCGUAUGGUCCGAUCCACCAGGUGCAGAGCUUCAAAACGACUUGGAUCUGCUCGUGAGAACUGCUAAUGGCCAAGAGCGUCACGGAAAUAUGGGCGAGGAGACUGAUUUCGAUAGAGUUAACAACGUCGAGCAAGUUACGUGGACCAACAUUCCAGACGGAGAAGCACAAAUCAUCGUAAGCGCAUUCCGCAUCACCCGUGAUGACGCCCCUCAGCCAUACGCCGUGGUAUGGAGCAUCAACCGGCCUAUCAAGCCUACGGCCGCAGGAGGAGAUAAAGCAAGCUGAAACGAUGAACCUUCCCUUCCUUCACCCCCUAUUAAACCUAUAUUGUUACGUCUGAAUUUCUUGCAGAUGAUUUGCACAUGAUCAAACCACACUCCUUAAUUAACCUAGGACAGAACCCUAAAAUGGAGAAGAAAAAAAAGGGGAAGAGAAAGAGAGAAAACUGGCAAAAAUGGAACCGAAAACUCGAAGCUUUCUCCGUUAGGGAAGACAACUUUAAGAGCCCCAGUUUGUUUUAUAUCUCAGGAAUGGAAAUUUGAAUCAAUUAAUUGCCUUCUCGACUAAUUGAUGUACUGUGUAGCUGUGCAACUGCCAAUCUUGUGGUAUUUCAAUUAGUUGUAGGCCAUGGCGACCAUCAGCCGCAAAAUAAGCUCUCUUGUAGACGGGACUCGGUGAUCUGCAAUCAG
Messenger RNA from Blastomyces dermatitidis ER-3, 3375 nucleotides. RefSeq names its product kp-43 peptidase/serine peptidase. The transcript has a single exon. Gene Ontology annotation, molecular function: serine-type endopeptidase activity. NCBI's taxonomy places the organism in Eukaryota, Fungi, Ascomycota, Eurotiomycetes, Onygenales, Ajellomycetaceae. Gene Ontology annotation, biological process: proteolysis. The record is from RefSeq and is a predicted model, not a curated record. Bases 884 to 2971 code for a protein of 695 amino acids.